Protopolystoma xenopodis is the source of this 675-nucleotide messenger RNA. The record is from the annotation of a GenBank genome assembly. Lineage: Eukaryota; Metazoa; Platyhelminthes; Monogenea; Polystomatidea; Polystomatidae.
AUGGAUGGCACGUUUUUUGCUGAUCUUGACGAAAAUGAAAUCAUUCAACUGCGUGAUAGUUUAGUAAAUAAGCUAAUUGAAUAUGCACUUAGCUGGGAAUCUGAUUUUCAAAAUUAUAACCAUGUUGUUAUACUUAAAAUUUGCGAAUGUCUUUCUCUUGUCAUUUUUGAAAUUACUCCUAAUAUAUGGGAGUAUCCUGUUAACGAAUUUAUCAGCAUCCUUAUACGGUCCUCCUACAACGGCAUUGAUAUCGGAUCAGAUUCACAUCCAGAUGUGGAAUAUCUUUUUCGCAAUGACCAUUUGUUAAAAAUUGCAAUGUAUUUUUUAACCACAUUUGCUGAAAAGUUUGGCACCCAGGAGCUUUCUUAUCACCGUAAAAAUGAGCUCAAGCAGUCACUAAUUCGGGGAUCCGAUAUUGUGUGCCGAGUCGUUCAAAGUCUUUUAAUGCACACAUCAGAAGAGCUUCGAGCAAGCGGCCUCAAAUUAUUCUCUCUUUGGGUGACGACUUUCGAUACUAACUGUCAAAAGGUGGUGUUAAGCAUGAAUAGCACUGUCGGCAACCUUAUGAUGCGUAUUUACGAGGUUAUGCAACUCUCUGACAAAAUAUACCACACCGGGGCUGACUGCCUUGCUCUUAUUUUUUCCAGGACCAAAGCAGCCGAUACUGACAGGUGA